This is a messenger RNA of Humulus lupulus (European hop), 2947 nucleotides long. RefSeq lists its product as uncharacterized. Lineage: Eukaryota; Viridiplantae; Streptophyta; Magnoliopsida; Rosales; Cannabaceae. The record is from RefSeq and is a predicted model, not a curated record. Gene Ontology annotation, molecular function: zinc ion binding. The transcript has 5 exons. The coding region runs from base 836 to 2947 and encodes 703 amino acids.
GAGGGAGAGAAGAUGAAAAAAAAUCGAUAAAACAGAGGAGGAGAAGAAGAAGAAGAAGAAGAAGAAGAAGGAUUGUUGCUGUAGGAGACGAAAAUCACAGGCAAAAAAAAAAGAAAAAAAAAAGGACAAAAAUUCGAACAAAAAGGGCAAAUAAACAUGACUAGCCAGGAAUUCAGAGUAGAGGAGGCACAAUGAUUUUAAGAUUCGAAGGAGAAAACUUACCUGAUUAUGGGAAUGAUUCAAAUAUGUUUUCUGUUUGUUUACAUCAUGGGGGAAAAUUUGUUAAUAAAUUUGGUGAUAAGAAAUAUGAAGGAGGGAGAGUUUCAUAUUUUGAUUACUGUGUUUGUGAUAUGAUUAAUGUUCAAUUAGAGAGAAUGGAUAAGAGUUUGGGGUACAAAUAUCAUUUUGGUUUUCUAUACAAACCACAUGAAAAAGAUCUGAAUUUUGGAUUUAUGUUGUAUGGAGACAAGUCAAUGUUGAAUUUUAUUGAGGUUCUAGAAAAAAUGAGGGUAAUAGAAUAGUUGAUAUUUAUUUAGUUCUCCCUGAUGAGUUCAUUGAUGAAACACUUGUUGAGGAGGGCCUACCUGUUUUGGAGCCAUUAAGAGAGAAGGAUCCCACCAUAAUAGAUAUUGACCAUGCUGCCCCAAGUACAUAUGAGGAACAAGACAUAGAGAUUCCAUUUACAGACCCCACCCCCCAAUAUAACACACUAUCUGAAGCCUUUGUUGAUCUAAAUGAAAAUGUAAAUAAUAUUCAUUUAGAGCAUGAGUAUGAGUCAAAGAGGGUUGGUGAGGAGUUUGAGACAGAAGGAGUUGGUGAGCAAAGGGAUGAAGUUAUGAAUGAAGAUGAAGCAUUUGAGUUGAGAGAAGAAGAGUAUGAGGGUGACAAUGGAAAUGGGGAUGAGGAAGAUUAUGAGUAUAAUGACCCCACUCAAUGGUGGAUUAGUGUAGUUGAAGAGUGCGCAGAUGGUGAUGAUGACAGUGUUGGUUUCAAUUCUGAAGAUGAACUACAAAGUUUACCAAGUGAUGAUGAUGGCAAUGGUCCUUCCCAAAAGCAUAGGGAAUUUAACCCUAAGGUGCACAUGGCAAAUGUCAAAUUUGUGCUUAAGAUGGAGUUCGCUUCUGUGGCAUUGUUGAGAGAAGCAAUCCAAACAUACUUCAUACAAUCCGAAAGGGAGUACAACUAUGUCUUCAAUAAUAGUCAAAAAUUGAGAGUCAAGUGCAAAGGAAAAGGAUGUCCAUGGAUAUUGUAUGCACGCGUACUUAAUGAUAGGAGCACAUUCAGGAUAAACACACUUGUGGAUGAGCAUUCAUGCAGCCAGGUGUUCAAAAAUAGACAUGUUACUGGUGGGUGGUUAGCAAAUAAUUUUUUAGAACAAUUCAGGGCGAAUCCGGAUAUGUCAUACAAGCAAUGGAAACAGUUGACUUGCACAACCAAAUAUUCUUAUAUUUCUGAAUGGAGAUUUUACAGAGCAAAGAAAGAAGCUAUGAAGAUACUUGAAGGAAGUGUUAGAGACCAAUUUGCUAUUGUGGAGGACUACUGCAAGCAAAUUUUGGCAACUAAUCCAGGUAGCACAGCUUUGUUGAAGACCACCAUGAGAGGUGGUAAGAGGUACUUUGAGAGAGUUUACAUAUGUUUGAAGGCAUGCAAGGAUGGAUUCAUAAAGGGGUGUAGGCCUUUGAUAGGCUUGGAUGGGUGUUUUCUUAAAGGAUAUUGUAAGGGUGUAUUGCUUGCAACUGUAGGUAGGGGUGGCAAUUCGUCUUAUGCAAUAGUGGAGAAGGAGAACACAGAGACAUGGAAGUGGUUUGUGGAGAUAUUAAAGGAAGAUUUACAAGUUGAAAAUCCAUCAAAAUUCACAUUGAUGAGUGAUAGGCAGAAAGGGUUGGAGAAUGCCAUGAAAUCUUUGUGGGAUGGGGCACAUGUGCGAUAUUGUGUGAGACACAUGCAUUCAAAUUUUAAGAAAGAUUUUCCUGGUUUAUUGUUAAAGCAGUUGUUAUGGGCAGCUGUUCGAGCUUCCACUAAAGAAGAGUUUGUGAAAUGCAUGAAAGCAAUUAAGGAUGUUAAUGAGAGUGCAUAUAACUGGUUAAUGGCUAAGAAUGCAUCUGAAUGGACAAGAUUACAUUUUGAUGACUCUGUGAAAUGUGAUAUGGUGUUAAACAAUAUGUGUAAGAGUUUCAACUCCGCUAUACUUGAAGCUAGAGACAAGGCUGUUGUCACGCUCCUAGAGAAGAUUAGAUUCUGGUUGAUGGUUAGAUUUUGCAAAAAGAGGGAAAGCGUCAACAAAUGGAGAGAUGGGAUUAGCAAGCGGAUAUGGGAUCUCCUUGAGAAAAAUAAAGAGGUAGCAAAAAAAUGUCACACAAAUAGAGCAAAUGCAUUUAACUUUCAGGUUACUCACGAGACUGAUGGGUCCUUUGUGGUAGACCUAAUUGCUCUCACAUGCACUUGUAGGAAGUUUGAGUUGAAUGGUUUGCCUUGUAGUCAUGCAGUGGCAGCCAUUUGGAAAAGAGGGCUCAAUGUGCUAGACUAUGUGCAUGACUACUACAAGAAAGAGAGCUUCAUACAUGCGUAUGAAGGGGUUGUGCAACCUAUGCCAAGUCCGGAUAAAUGGCCAUCUUCAAGCAAUGCUCCAAUCCUUCCACCUCCUGAAUACAAACUUCCUGGUAGACCAAAAAAGUCUAGGAAGAGGGAGGUAGAUGAGCCCCCUGCUGGUGCCACAAAAUCUAACAGACAUGGAUCAAAAAUGCAUUGUAGUAAAUGUGGUGGUGAAGGACAUAAUAAAAGUUCUUGUACAAGUCAAAACACAGCAAAGGCUACACAAGCGAAGAAGCGUGGCAGACCCCUUGCAAAAACUCCGAAAGUGGAUACCAUAAAAAGGAAGGAAAGACUUAAGAGGCAAAGAGCUAGGGAGGCUUCUUCAACUAGUCAACCAAGCAAUACUCUUAACUGA